AUGGCGGCCAAAGUGCGUCAUCUCGUCGUUACCAUUCCCCUGCUGCUCCUCCUCGUAUCGGUUGUCCUUGCCGCCAACAAUCCGUCCACCACAAGGCCUGUUGCCAGACGCGCCAGCAAUCGUACGGCAGCUGCGCGCCGCUCUCCACCGGUGCCACCCGCGGGAAGCCCGGCGGGCCGAUCGAAGCAACGGGGAAGCACGGCGCGCACGCCCGCUCCUCCCACGAGGAAGCGCACAAGCCCGUCGACUGGCACUCCGACGCGGAGCCCCGUAGCGGCCAAGGGAGGGCGCAAGGUGCGCGUUCCGCGGGCUGGUACGACAGCACCGAGCAGCAGCCUGAGCCUGAUCAAGCUGCCCAAUAACCGCUACAACGCCAAGUGCCUAGAUGGCAGCCCGCCCACGUAUUACCUGCGCACGGGGUACGGCUCGGGCGCGAGCUCGUGGGUGAUCUACCUGCAGGGCGGCGGCUGGUGCACGUCCGUCACCGCAUGCGCGGCGCGCGCAAAGACGGUGCUCGGCAGCUCCAACUUUUACCCGCCGCCGUCCGAUCCCAACUUCGACAAGACCAUGCGCGACUACGGCAACGCGUUCACGGGCAUUCUGAGCAACAGCUCCACGGAGAACCCCGACUUCUACAACUGGAACCUCGCCAUGGUCGUCUACUGUGACGGCGGCGGCUUCGCCGGCACGCGCCGUCAGUACGACCUGCCCACCGGCGGGUCCAUCUACCUGGACGGCGCGCGGGUGUUCAAGUCCGUGCUGGAAGACCUUUACGAGCGCGGGUUGCUGCAGGCGCGCAAGGUGCUGUUCACGGGGUGCUCUGCGGGCGCGCAGGCGGUGUCGUCGAUGUGCGACCGCGUGGCGACGUACUUGCCGCCGGGAUCCGUCAAGUGCAUGAUGGACGCCGGCUUCUUCCUCGACGGGUGGGACGUGACGGGGCGCAUGUACUUCCGCGACCUGUCCAUGCGCUUCACGGAGCUGCACCGCCCCGCCGUCGAGCAGGGCUGCGGCGAUGCGUACACGGGGUCGACAGAGUACUGGCGGUGCUUCUUCCCGCAGUACAACGUGGAGUUCAUCGACACGCCGCUCUACAUCGUCAACUCCAUCAAUGACUACGCCGCCAUCGAGAUCCUCAACUACGCGCAGAACACCUCCAAUAAUGUCCUCAAGUGCCUCGCUGAGCUCGCUCCCAACGGCGGCAGUGGGGGUUACGUGCCGCGUGCUACCCGCAACCUGCUGGCCAGCGCAGCGGCGGGAGCAAGGGCGGGGCGUACUAGCAGGAGCAGUGCCGGCAGUAGGCCGGCGGCAAGCAACUCGUCGUGCACGGUACAGGCCCAGGCGGCGCUGAAGAGUUACUCCACGCGCAUGCUCAAGCCCAAAAUGGUGAAGUUUACGUUCGAGGAUUUGCGCGCGAUCAUGGACAAGAAGAACAACAUCCGUAACAUGUCCGUGAUUGCGCACGUGGACCACGGCAAGUCGACUCUCACCGACUCGCUCGUGGCUGCUGCUGGUAUCAUCGCGCAGGAGACUGCCGGUGACGUCCGUCUAACAGAUACUCGCGCCGAUGAGGCCGAGCGCGGUAUUACCAUCAAGUCCACUGGCAUCUCGCUCUACUACCAGAUGACUGAGGAGGAGCUGGAGGGUCUGGAAGGCGUUAGGGACGGCAACGAGUACCUGAUCAACCUGAUUGAUUCGCCCGGUCACGUUGACUUCUCGUCCGAGGUCACUGCUGCUCUUCGUAUCACUGACGGUGCGCUCGUCGUCGUGGAUUGCAUCGAGGGUGUGUGCGUGCAGACCGAGACCGUGCUGCGCCAGGCCCUUGGUGAGCGUAUCCGGCCAGUCCUUACCGUGAACAAGAUGGAUCGCUGCUUUCUGGAGCUGCAGCUCGACGGCGAGGAGGCUUACCAGACGUUCCGUCGUGUGAUUGAGAACAGCAACGUCAUCAUGGCCACCUACGAGGACAAGCUGCUCGGCGACGUCAUGGUUGCACCCGAGAAGGGUACCGUGGCGUUCUCCGCCGGUCUGCACGGGUGGGCGUUCACGCUGACCAACUUCGCCAAGAUGUACGCUGACAAAUUCAAGGUUGACCGCAAGAAGAUGAUGGAGCGCCUGUGGGGUGAGAACUUCUUCGAUACCGCCACCAAGAAGUGGACCACCAAGAACACCGGCUCCCCCACUUGCUCUCGUGGUUUCGUCCAGUUCUGCUACAACCCCAUCAAGCAGGUUAUCUCGGCGGCGAUGAACGACGAGAAGACGAAGCUGUUCCCCAUGCUCGAGAAGCUCCACGCCGUGCUGCCCAGCGACGCCAAGGAGCUGUCCGGCAAGCCGCUCAUGAAGCGUACCAUGCAGGCGUGGCUGCCCGCGCAGGCGGCGCUGCUGGAGAUGAUGAUCUUCCACCUGCCGUCGCCCGCCAAGGCGCAGAAGUACCGUGUGGAGAACCUGUACGAGGGUCCCCUGGACGACCAGUACGCCAAUGCCAUCCGCAACUGCGACCCCGAGGGCCCGCUCAUGCUCUACGUGUCUAAGAUGAUUCCCGCCUCUGACAAAGGUCGCUUCUUCGCCUUCGGUCGUGUGUUCGCCGGUAAGGUGGCGACGGGCAUGAAGGUGCGCAUCAUGGGCCCCAACUACGUGCCCGGCAGCAAGAAGGACCUGUACGUCAAGUCCGUGCAGCGUACCGUCGUGUGGAUGGGUCGCAAGCAGGAGUCGGUGGAGGACGUGCCUUGCGGUAACACGGUGGCCAUGGUGGGGCUGGAUCAGUUCAUCACCAAGAACGCCACGCUCACUGGCGAGAAGGAGGUGGACGCGCACCCCAUCAAGGCCAUGAAGUUCUCGGUGUCACCCGUCGUGCGUGUGGCCGUGCAGUGCAAGGUGGCAUCUGACCUGCCCAAGCUGGUGGAGGGGCUGAAGCGUCUGAGCAAGAGUGACCCCAUGGUGGUGUGCUCCAUUGAGGAGAGCGGCGAGCACAUUGUCGCUGGUGCUGGCGAGCUUCAUCUUGAGAUUUGCCUCAAGGAUCUCCAGGACGACUUCAUGGGAGGGGCUGAGAUCAUCAUCUCGGACCCUGUGGUGUCCUUCCGCGAGACUGUGCUGGACCACUCUGAGCGCACCGUCAUGGCCAAGUCGCCCAACAAGCACAACAGGCUCUACUUCCAGGCCAGGCCUCUGGAGGACGGUCUUGCUGAGGCCAUUGACGAUGGCCGCGUUGGCCCCCGCGACGACCCCAAGGGCCGCGUUGAGAUCCUCACCAAGGAGUUCGGCUGGGACAAGGAAAUUGCUCGCAAGAUUUGGUGCUUCGGGCCCGACACCAUGGGGCCUAACAUCAUUGUUGACAUGUGUAAGGGAGUGCAGUACCUGUCUGAAAUCAGGGAGCACGUGGUGGCGGGUUUCCAGUGGGCCAGCAAGGAGGGUGCUCUGGCGGAGGAGAACAUGCGUGGCAUUGCGUUCGAGCUGUACGAUGUGGUGCUGCACACUGACGCCAUCCAUCGUGGUGGUGGCCAGCUCAUUCCCACGGCUCGCCGUGUGUUCUAUGCCGCGCAGCUCACGGCCAAGCCGCGCCUGCUGGAGCCCGUGUACCUGGUGGAGAUCCAGGCGCCCGAGGGUGCUCUCGGUGGCAUCUACUCCACGCUGAAUCAGAAGCGUGGCCAGGUGUUCGAGGAGAUGCAGAGGCCGGGCACGCCCCUGUACAACAUCAAGGCGCAUCUGCCUGUCAUUGAGAGCUUUGGCUUCUCUGCUCAGCUUCGUGCUGCCACGUCUGGGCAAGCGUUCCCCCAGUGCGUGUUUGACCACUGGGAAAUGCUCAUGUCGGAUCCCCUGGAGCAAGGCACCCAGGCCUUUAAGAUUGUUGAGGAUAUCCGCAAGCGCAAGGGCAUCAAGCUUCAGCCUCCUCCCCUCUCCGAGUGGGAGGACAAGCUGUAA
Messenger RNA from Closterium sp. Naga37s-1, 3912 nucleotides. The record is from the annotation of a GenBank genome assembly. Lineage: Eukaryota; Viridiplantae; Streptophyta; Zygnematophyceae; Desmidiales; Closteriaceae.